This is a messenger RNA of Cylindrotheca closterium, 1131 nucleotides long. Lineage: Eukaryota; Bacillariophyta; Bacillariophyceae; Bacillariales; Bacillariaceae. The record is from the annotation of a GenBank genome assembly.
AUGCCACCAGCGGCACGAUGGGCACUGGGACAAGGCGAUGCCUUGAAGGGAGAUUGUCAGAAACAAACUGUGCAAGGAGUCUUCUAUUGGGAACCCGAUUUGACAGCAUGUGACCAUAAUCUCGCCGCUAGAUUGUUUGAAUUGGUGUUUGCGAAACAACAAGGCAACGACGUGUCUUUGUGGCUACCAAAAUUGGAUUCUGAAGCAAAUCUCAAAUCUUUAGUGGAGAUUGUGAAUCGAAACUCGGAGCGACUUGGAGAUUUGAAACUGGAGGUAUCCAGUUGGCCGGCAGCACCAGCCACCAAGCUCUCAUUGACAUGGAACACUAAGAAUGACCAAUCAUACAAUUCAAAGGAGACAACGGAGACUACUAGUAGCAGUCAAAUUCAGGCAUCCAUAAAAAAUACGGAAAAGUGGGUGGAAGAAAAGCUUUGUGGGCUCAGUCUUUGUCCCUACACGAGCUCACUACAAAAAGCAGCCGUUGGUCUGGGCAGUGCAGGAGUUGCCGAAGGUCCAAUUGUGAUUCGCCAUUCUGCUCCUCUCUUAGUAAAGGAUGACGAUAGAAGGAUGAAUCCUACAACAGCAGCCACAUUGGCACAUGCCUUUUGGCAGGGGGUCCAAGAGCUAGCCACUUUGCCGGAAGAAGAAGUUGCGACACUGCUUAUCCUUGCUCCGACAAAGUACGAUGACAACUUUGUGGAAUUUGCGGCGAUCUUUGAUGAUUUGCUGGAGCCUUCGAUUCAAGCAACGGGCUCAGAAAACAUUGUAGGAAGGGCCUUGUUCCACCCCACCUACGACAGUAAAAUAUUGGGGCACCAGCAGCUCUUACCAGGACAUGCACUUCCAGCCAAUAUGGUGGACAGGUUUUUUGAUCAGUACUUGUCAACUAUGGAGGGUGCCAAGCCGGACCUCGAGUCCAUUGCCAACGCCAAUGAUGCCGUUCGAUGGACGCCCCACGCUACCAUCAAUUUACUGCGCCGAUCACAGUUGACUGCCGCCAAAGAGGUAGAAGCGGCCUCACCUAAAAAGAAACCCAAUUGGAUUUAUGCACGAAAUGUUCUCCGAAUCCUAAAGACAGACAGUUCACUAUCAAGUACUGGAGAAAAAGAACAAUCAGAAAUGAAUCGAUGA